Messenger RNA from Cannabis sativa, 1392 nucleotides. RefSeq lists its product as uncharacterized. Bases 389 to 1195 code for a protein of 268 amino acids. The record is from RefSeq and is a predicted model, not a curated record. Lineage: Eukaryota; Viridiplantae; Streptophyta; Magnoliopsida; Rosales; Cannabaceae. The transcript is spliced from 2 exons.
CGAAGUGGUUUUAUGUUUUUAAGGUUCCUGGGAUUAGAACUGACUUUAAUCGCAGACCCAGUAUGUCGCGUAUUUGUUGACUUAGAUAUAAUUUUUACUUUGUUCUCUGAGAUCUUUUGCUAACUCGCUUUUUGUUGUUAUCGCAGAUAGACCAGCUCGACCAACUCUUGACUCGACUAGAAAGGAGACAGCUGAAAUUCUCGGGAGUCUUCCGGUACAAGAUCGCGACUGGCGAUUACUGUGCACAACUGCGAAAUUGCGAGAACACCAGCUGAUCCCUGAGAACGCGAGUCUUCAACGGGAGCCAGUAUAUAAAGAACCAUCUGAGAAGCAGCAAGAGCGGAUUGACAAACGUCUUUCUAAGCAAACUCCUCGGCAAAUUUCAGACAUGACUUUUUUGAAGUCUGCCCCCGUCCUGAAAAUCAAGCAAAAGGGUGGAACACCGGCGACUUCGCCGGUCGUCGCCCAAAAGAGGAAGAGCGAUGUGAUGGCUUCGCUUGUCGCAGAUUCUUCCAAGAAGUUGGCCAAGACUACUCAGGAUAAGGGGAAGAAAGUCGUCAUCGACUCUCCAGUUCGUGCUCGCGACUUCCUGGCCAUGCAGGAAAAAUUUCUGACUGAGAUCCCUUACGAGGAUCUCGUUGCUCGAUCUACUGAACUGGCCGCGCAAUCCAUGGCUUUGUUCAUAAAAGCCGCGGCUACUCCUUCUAAGGAAGCCGACUCGCUGAAGAGGCAGAACGCCCAUUUUCAAGAAAAUAUAAAGAAGCUGAAGCAGGAGGUGGCGAGGAUUGAGGAACUUAACAAGGCCAAGGAGAAAGAGCUCGAGGAACUCAGCAGGGCAAAAGAACAGGCGGAGCUCGAGGUGAAGAAGUCGCAGACAACGAUUGCCGAGAUGACUCGCGACUUGGAGGCUGAGAAAGAGAAUGGGAAGAAACAGUACGAUCAGGCUGUGUCUGAUUAUAUUUAUACCACUCUUUCUAAAGUCCCCGACUUUGAAUUCUCGCUUUUUGGAGCUGAAGCUGCUGAGAUGGCUGAAGCCUUUCGUGCCAUGUCGCCUACCCAGACUCAAGGUGGGGGAGGCAACCUUCCAGACGAGGUCGAGGGCGUACAGGCUGAAGAGGUCGAGAAUGAGGUCGUCAGCAAGGUCGUGGACGAGGCUGCUCCUGAUGAGACUACUACUGCUGCUCCAGAUGCUUGAUUAUCUUCCAAUUGUUGUUUAAUUUCACUCUUCUCUUUUUUUUUUAUAUAUGCGGUACAUGGGUACUCGCACUUAUGUACUUGAACAAAUUUAUUUUACCUUUUGAACAAAUUUCUAUCCUCGCGGGGAUAGCUUACAUUUUAAUAUUUACGCAGUACACGGGUACUUGCGAUUUUAUAUAUUUUUAACUUUGAUUA